Messenger RNA from Agrilus planipennis (emerald ash borer), 630 nucleotides. RefSeq lists its product as uncharacterized. The record is from RefSeq and is a predicted model, not a curated record. NCBI's taxonomy places the organism in Eukaryota, Metazoa, Arthropoda, Insecta, Coleoptera, Buprestidae. The coding region runs from base 5 to 592 and encodes 195 amino acids. The transcript has 4 exons.
AACUAUGUCACGAACGAGCGCAUACCUUUUUGUGAUAAGUGGUUUGAUAAUAGUUCUAACAGCAGCGGAAUUUUUACCUAAACAUAGAAAACAAAAGAGGCAAUUGUUUCGAGAAAAUGUGCUCCCCGAUCUUGGUGGUAAAAUUCCAGAAUUCGCUUACCGGCCCGAUAGAAUAUCUCUAAACGUUUUGAACCAAAAUGGGGUUAUCUUCAAUGGGUUUGUCUUAGAACCAUCUCGAAACGUAUUUAAAUAUGAUACUAAAGUGAAAAAUCCCGAUGUCCUUCGGUUAUCAUAUGUUGAUAAUAGAUCGGUAUUUACAAAGGGAGAUUUAGGAUCAUCUAAAGAUGCAUACACAGCGUACAUAUUGCGACACCCUUCAAAUGCUCCCACGCCUGUAAUUUCGACAAAAUACAACAAUUAUCCUGUGACACCGUACUCGUCCUUGAAAUUAAUUUAUCGAUUUAGGCAGGAAACCAAACAACGACAAACUGAUCCUUGCUUAAACGACAUUUUCCCAAAAGAUUGCCUAGGCGAAAGUAUAUUUAAAGAAUUCACUCCAUAUUUGCAGAAACUGCAUGAACUUUAUAGAUAGAUGUUUUAAUUUUUAAUACCUAAUAAUUUUACUAAUUA